Molecule: messenger RNA, 889 nt
Organism: Frankliniella occidentalis (western flower thrips)
Lineage: Eukaryota; Metazoa; Arthropoda; Insecta; Thysanoptera; Thripidae
Exons: 4
Coding region: 1-495 (164 amino acids)
Source: RefSeq, a predicted model, not a curated record
AUGGUAGACCUCGCCGAAAAAAUUUGGGAACUGUGCUCAAGAUCGGCACUGGGAACCCCUAACAACUGGAGCUCUCCCAGCCCUCGUAUAAAAGGCGUCCGCGUCACUCGGCGACCAGCAGCCAGCCCGAAGGCAAGGAAUUGCACACGCAGAACGCCCACCUCGUCAGGAACGACCAACACCGACGCCAUCCAGACCAGCCCCUCGCAAUCCGCCUGCCACCCCGCCGAGAGUUGUUCUCGCCGCGCUGUCUGUGCCGUUCGCAAGUGUCGUCCGCAAGCGUCGUUCCCAAGCGUCAUUCCCAAACUUCUUGUCAAGAAAAUGGACCGUGCCACUCAAAAUAACCGUGCUAAUCAGUGCAACUCCAACAAUUCUACCACUGGCCCAGGCCGUCCCUCGGGGUACCAAGGUUCUCAGUCUAACUCGAACAACAGGGCCAACCAGAAGAACCCCAACAACCCCCAGUACUCCUCAAAGUCCAACAACAAGAAGUAAUCAGGCUUCCUGGCCCCGAUGGGCUAUAUAGGAGACUGUGAUGAGGCCUUCUGCCAAAUGUCUGCCCUUCUGUUGUAAGUUUUGCUGCACAGUAAAAGUGACUGCUUAAACCAAGCAGUCAUUUUUAUUGUGUGGCACAUGGGAUGGCGGGUAGAACGUUGGUUUCAACUUUCCUACUCUCAUUCUUAUCAAACACUUAGCAUAAGGGGGGAGAUUUGGGAAAGGAGGCCACGUCACAGUCCCCUAUUUAGCUAUAGUAAGGGGAGAAAUAUUUUUCUUGUAAAAUUACCUUUAAAAAUUAAUGUAGUGAUGUAAUAAGGGGCAUGGCUAAGUUUACGCUUCGUUUUAUUUUUUAUAAUUAUGAUUAUGAAUAAAAAGUAUUUUUUUGUAAUAA